Messenger RNA from Striga asiatica, 1770 nucleotides. NCBI's taxonomy places the organism in Eukaryota, Viridiplantae, Streptophyta, Magnoliopsida, Lamiales, Orobanchaceae. The record is from the annotation of a GenBank genome assembly.
AUGAAAUUUUUGUACUUGUACUGCCUGCUGCAACUGUUGUUCCUUUUCCAUUCUUGUUCAUUUCCCUUGUGCACUGACUUGAGAGCAGCUUUUAAAAUAAAUGGGAGCUUGGAAUUCUGCAAUUACAGUGGAAAAGCGUGUUGCAGUGCCUCACAAGAUGGGCAGCUGCAGAAGCGUUUUGAGGCUAUGAACAUAUCUGAUCCUUCUUGUGCUUCUGCUGUCAAAUCUAUCCUCUGUGCGACACCAUCCCUAACACUCGCCCACUCCCAACACUCUGCAACUCCNCCCACCCCACCACCCACCGGCCUCUGCCUCGAGAAAAUCGGCAACGGCUCAUACAUCAACAUGGCCCCACAUCCCGACGGUUCAAGUCGAGCCUUCUUCUCGAAUCUGGCGGGAAAAGUCUGGCUGGCGAGUAUUCCGGAGCAGGACUCGGGUGAAGUGAUGGGCCUCGAUGAGUCGAGCCCGUUUGUGGACCUCACGGACCAGGUUUACUUGGACACGAACUUUGGGAUGAUGGGCCUUGCGUUUCAUCCCGAUUUUGCAGUGAACGGGCGUUUUUUCGCGUCGUAUAAUUGCGAUAGGGAGAAGUCGCCUGCGUGUGGGGGAAGGUGCACGUGUAACUCGGAUGUGAACUGUGAUCCUUCGACUAUACAAGUUCCUGGUGCUGGUGAGGUCUGCAGGUAUCAGUCGGUUAUAGCUGAGUACAGUGCUAAUGGGACUGGGUCGAGCCCGUCCGAGGCAAAGACUGCAAGACCACAAGAAGUAAGAAGAAUUAUCACAUUGGGUCUGCCCUUCACAUCAGAUCACGGUGGCCAAAUUCUUUUCAGCCCAGCUGAUGGAUACCUCUACUUUAUGAUGGGAGAUGGAGGGAGCAAAGGCGACCCCUAUAAUUUCGCCCAGAACAAAAAGUCCCUACUCGGAAAAAUAAUGCGGCUUGAUGUUGACAAUAUACCAAGUGAGGAGGAACUAGUCAAGCUUGGUCGAUGGGGAAAUUAUUCAGUGCCUCGUGAUAACCCUUUUUCGGAAGAUAAAGAGAUGCAGCCGGAAAUCUGGGCUUACGGUCUGAGAAACCCUUGGCGUUGCAGCUUUGAUUCGGAAAGGCCUUCCUACUUCAUGUGUGCUGAUGUUGGACAGGAUCAAUACGAAGAAGUCGAUAUAAUCUCCAAGGGAGGGAACUAUGGGUGGCGCGUUUAUGAAGGCCCUCUGACUUUUAAUCCUCAAAGUAGUCCAGGUGGCAACACGUCUGCAGAUUCCAUCGACACGAUUUUCCCAGUGUUGGGAUACAGCCACUCCAAAAUAAACAAACUAGGGUCUGCGGCAAUAUCUGGCGGAUACUUCUAUCGUUCGCAGGCUGAUCCAUGCACGUAUGGAAGCUAUCUGUACGCGGACCUGUAUGCAAGCCAUAUCUGGGCAGCUCAAGAAACCCCAGGAAACAGCGGAAACUUCACGGCCAAAGAUGUCUCCUUCAGCUGUGCCUCGGAUUCUCCCAUCAAAUGUGACACAGUCCCCAACAGCAGGCUUCCCGCAUUACAGUACAUAUUCUCCUUUGGAGAGGACAAUAGAAAGGACGUUUUUAUCCUCACACAGAGUGGCGUGUACAGAGUCGUUCGUCCCAGCAGAUGCAACUACGCAUGCUCCAAGGAAGUCAAGGCUUCCGUAAGUUCUCCCAGGGCUGCACCUUCUCGUGGCCAAUGUUUACAUCCGCAGCCACCAGUGGUGGGUUUUGUUUUUGUAUGCAUACUACUGCUUUUUCUGGGAGUUUUGUAG